Panicum virgatum (switchgrass) is the source of this 6434-nucleotide messenger RNA. RefSeq names its product splicing factor-like protein 1. The coding region runs from base 193 to 1446 and encodes 417 amino acids. Gene Ontology annotation, cellular component: nucleus. Gene Ontology annotation, molecular function: mRNA binding. The transcript is spliced from 11 exons. The record is from RefSeq and is a predicted model, not a curated record. NCBI's taxonomy places the organism in Eukaryota, Viridiplantae, Streptophyta, Magnoliopsida, Poales, Poaceae. Gene Ontology annotation, biological process: regulation of mRNA splicing, via spliceosome.
GCCUCGCUCGAGCUCGGCUCAUUGACAGCCCUCCCGGCUCGCGCUCAGGGCUCUGCCGCUCAGGGCCCUUUUCCCUUCUCUCGUACGCUCUCCUCCCUUCCUUCCCCGGCGGCGACGACUGGGCGAGCGGCGGCGCCAUCUGUCCUGUCUUCGCCCAGCCCUUUGCCGGCGAUGAGCGCAUCCUCCAGAUAGAUGGCCACAAAGCUCGAUCAAUCUUCUCCUAUCGAGCAUCGGCAACCAAAAUCGGCUGUACCACAAUCUUUGACUCCCAAGAUCUCGAUAUUUGGGACAAAAGCUGGAUUCGUAAUACCCAAGAACAAGCUAGCUGGCUCAAUCGUAACCAGGGGCGCCACUUCCAAGAAUGAUACAGCAACUGCAUCCAAGGAAGAUAACAGCAGGCAUGCUCAGAGAAAGACAAAGUGGGGGCCGGACCUCGCCGCCGACCCUGCCGUGUGCAAAGGAAGGGCUUUGGCCUACCAGACUCGAGUGGAGCAAAUUACCAAGCUGAAAUCCGGAACUUUGGAUAUGGACAGAACUGAAGGUUCAAUAUCCAUUGGAAAAGGCUCAAAUUCUGCUGGCACUGAAAAUCUGAAAGACAAUGAGGGAAAGAUUGCGCUAUUGGAACUUGAAAGAAGCGAAAUUAUUGGUCAGAGAAACCGGUUGGUGCCAAUUUUGGCUGUCAACAAUAAGGUGCCUGAAAACUACAAACCAGUACUUAAGGAAACAAAAAUCCCUCUUCCGGCAGAAGGACAUCCAGGACAUGGUAUUAUUGGAGUUCUUAUAGGACCUGAGAGCAAUACCCAGAAGCAACUACAUGAAGAAACUGGAGCUGUAAUACAAGUUUAUGGGACUAAGAAAAUCAAUGGAAAGAUGACUGAGAUUCAUUAUCAAGACAUAAAUGAAAUUCCAGCUGCUUAUGAAGACCUUCACAUAAAUGUCUCAGCUGACUCUUAUGAUAAAGUAGAUGCUGCAGUUGCAUUGAUUGAGCUGCUUCUGUCUCCUGUUUCUGUGAAGUCAACAACUACUUCAACAACUACUACUGUUUCUUCUGCUGUUACCUCCGGUGAUGUAAAUCCAGUGCAGAAUACAACUUCACAGCAAGGUUUGCUUCAUUACCAAUCGAAUAAUGCUCCUUGGCUGUCCACUCCCCAGACCUAUGGUCCAUCAGUUCCUUCCUCAGGGCCUGUUUUGAGUACAUUACCUAACAAUUCAUUGCAACCACAACCGCUUGCUGGUUCUUUCAGUAUUCCUCCAUAUACAGGCCAACCUCCUCACACGAAUAGCUUGCCAAAAAAUCCAUUUCCUGUUCCUGGACCUCAGCAACCAAUAUCAAACAUAGAUAUGAAAAUAUUUGAGGAUUUUGAAAUUGGGAUUACAGAAUGCUUCAUAUAUAGAUGGUGCUCUUUAGUUUAUACUACAAAAACUUUAGGUCUUCAUUGGAGCUAGAAGAACACAAAGGAACUUUAGCCUCUACAUCAGUUGCUCGAGGCCUUUUUAUUUUGCUAAUUAAGUAUAAGACAAAGGUAUGUAUAUUAUCAUGUUCUGUUGUUCAUUAUUGGAUCUCCACACCUCCGUUUGAAGUCAAUAAUAAACUGUCACAAACAUCUGUGUUAUUUUAUGGUUAAGGUACAUGUUCGGUUCAGAUUUUAUUUACAGUACUAAUGGUUUAAGCAAAGUAGUUUCUGAAGAAUAAAUUAAAAUAGGCAAAUAACCUACCCACAAUAAUUACACCCAGUGGCUCUGCAAAGCCCGAUAGUGUUGCUAGUUUGAAGGCUUGCCAUUUGCUGCACCAGAAACAUGAAAAGUUAGUAUUUCAAAAAGUGUAAAGAUUAUUAAUUUAUUUUGCAGAUAAGUGUCAAGUCAUAUUUAUUUGACUGUUUGUCAUGCAUUUAGUAGUUAUUAUAUGAUAGAAUUUGUGAUUCAGCACUUUGGUAUAACAUAUGUAAAAAUGAAGGGGUCAUAAUAAUUCUGUAAAAAGUUAUACAAUCAUACCUGCUAGUGGCAAAGUACGCUGGGAGAGCUACUGAAAUACCCUGGGCCGGGGGUGAAUGAAAGCAGACGCAACAGAUAUUAGCACAUUGACUUGUGUGUGUGUGUGCGCGCGCGCGUGUGUACAUACACACAUAUAUGCAUACAUGUUUGCACUUCGGAAUGGGGAUAUAAAGUACACUCUCCUUCCACUUUUAUAAGACAUAGUGGAACAUAACACGGUCUUCUAGAUAACACUUUGACUAUUUAUUUAUCAUAUAUUAUAUCAGCUAUGGCCAUAAACUUAUAAUCAUUGUAAUUUUAUUUGAUUACGAAUCCAAUCAUAUAAAAUUUACAUUAUAAAUAUAAAAAGUUAAUAGUCAAAUUAUUAGUCAAAGAUAGAAAAGUUUGAAUCUUGAUAUACGUGUGUGCCUUAUAAAAGUGGAAGGAGGGAGUAGGCCUAGUUUAGAUGCAAAAAUUUUACAUUCCAAAUGGCUAUAAACUUUACAUUCCAAAUGGCUGUAAACUUUAUAUCAAAUAUUUGGACACAUGCAUGAAGUAUUAAAUGUGGACAACAAAAAUCAAUUGCAUAGUUUGCAUAUAAAUUGCGAGACAAAUCUUUUGAGGCCAAUUGCGCCAUGAUUAUUUGACAAUGUGAUGCUACAGUAAAUAUUUGCUAAUGAUAGAUUAAUAGGCUUAAUAAAUUUGUCUUGUAGUUUAUAGGCAGAAUCUAUAAUUUGUUUUGUUAUUAGUCUAUGUUUAAUACUUUAAAUGUGUGUUCAUGUACUUCAAAAACUUUACACCCCUAGGACCAAAUCUUUACAUCCAAAACUUUACAAAGGCCUGUUUAGUUGCAUAAUUCUAAAUAGUGGCCCAAUUUCAAAAAAGUUUUGGAAUUUUGGGUGCGCCUAAACAAAGCCAUAGUACUACACCCACCAAAAGCAUGGGAAUGUUUCACAAGCAGUGUAGACUCAAUUACCUCGGGAAUGUAGUGUAGAGCUAUAGCAAGAGCAAAAUUCAAACCAACACGGAAGCCCUGAUAAGUAGGUAAGAUUAGUUAGCCAUUCAACAUUUACUCCUAAACCCUGAGUACAUAGUUAUACAAUAGUUAAUAACAAACACUCAGGUUUGGCACUUGGAACCCACUUGGCCCAGCUUUGAAGCCUGGGCUAAUUACAAAAUAAGCUAAAAAAAAGACGGAUAUAUAAAUGCUUUGGGUUCUGAGGCUGAGCUUCGGAUAAGCCUGGCUCCCCGGCUCCCCUUUAGCGCAUGCAAUAAAUGACGGGAUUGUUGCGGACACUUUCUUUGGCAACACAAGAACUAGAGGCAUAUCAAAGGAGUAGCUGACGUUCAUGGCUUGAGUUAUUAGACUCGAGUGUCGUCUUAGUUUUUUUGAGUUAGUCUUAUAUAUCCAUGGUCCUGAGUUGUUGAGUUGGUUGAGCAAAAGCUAUUUGUUAGGAGUGAUAGAAGGGUUUGUUAUUAGUGUUGACUCGAGAGCUCGACAGAAACAUUAUAUUUGAGAUUAAGCAAGGAAUAGUCCACCACCACCUAAAAUGGUUGCUCAGAGCCUCCUUAGGGUGAGUAUAUGUCCACCCUUGCUGUUCGUAGCAACCUAGUUACAUCAGAGAGAGAAGCUCCUAUUUUGGUUCCAUUUCUCUAAAGUCAUGCUUAGAGUCACAAACACGAUAAAAAGAAACUACGGCCUCAGGCAAAUGGGGCCUCAUCCAAAUAUUGAGAAUGCAACGGUACCUGUUCACAGUUGAUGAACAGUAAUUGAUUGUGUUUCUACCAUUGUCCAUGGAUUAAAAUAGUUUCUUUAACUAAAAGUUACUAUGAAAUUGGCCGGAAUGUGAUUGACAUGAUUAACACGAUACAGAAAUUAUAUGGGAAAUAAUACCUGUAUGAAUCCUUAUAGUUGGAAGGUUAAUUAUUUCAAUAUUAGGUUACUUUUAUACAAUAUUUAAUUAAUCUUGUAAUCAUCAACUGAUAAUUCAAAAGAAAAAAGGGAUGAGUACUCAUCCCUUAUAUUUAUUCAAUUAACAACGGCAUUUGGUUGUCAGAAAUAGUUGCAACUUUUUUUGGCAAGUAAAAUACCUAGUUACAACAUUGACCAUGUACAAAGAAAUAUCAAGUCAUAAACAUGGGAAACAAUGAACAAUACCUUUGUUGUUCCAAGAAAUGCAGCUGUACCCACGGGGAAAUUUUGCAAACUCACACCGGCAACUGUUGAUUUUUUUGAUGCAAUUAUUAAAAUCAAUUAAACUUGCAGGGAGAGGAAUAUUGUUACAUGUACACAUGCAUCCCCCCAAUAGAAAUUAUUAGCUAUGCAGUUUCAUAAGCUUGAAUAAUUUUACAUUUAUCAUCUAUGUGAAAUUCCAUAAAAAAAUGAUGUUAUUUUGAUAUUUAAUCAGAUCCACCAAAAUUGAAACUAACAACAUUUUAUUUUCAUUGAAUGUGACAUGAAAAUUUACUGCUGGAAUCACUUGCUAAAUUAUAUGUACAUGUACAAUAUGACAUAUAAAGAAAGUGUUUUGUGCUACAUUUUUCGUUCAACAGGCCCUAGACAAUAUAUUAUGUUCUAUCAUAAUCCUACUUCUUUUAAAUUAUUUAAAGCCAACAUGUUUUAUUGAGAACGAAAAUAUUAUAUACAAAUUAAUAAACAUCUAUGGUGAGAUGUUGAUUUGUGCAUAAAUACUAAAAAAUGUCAUGUUUGUAUAACUGUUAUUGAUUUUAUUCUAAUCAUUAUGACAUACUUAUUAAUGAUAUUAAUGUUACCACACACACAUGGUAUGUUUUAUUUUAUCAAUUUCAUAUUUCAUUUCAAAGUUUAACCCAAUAAAUCUGGAUAUUGAUAGAAUGUAUAAAUUAUUGUAUACAAAGAUAGCAACAAAAUAUGCAAAUAGUUUUCUUAUUAGAAUAUAUUAUUUAUGGAUCUACCAAAGUACGUUGGGCUUGUUUAAGGCUUACCAAUUGCUGUGACAACUACGCUAAAGAUCACUCUUCGAUGGUGUCUCAUCAUAAGUUGCUUUCCUGCUAUGCUGUCACCAACCAUCUUUUCCAAAUGAUACAGAGCAGAAAAUCAUAUAUUAGCUUUCCCAUUCAAAUGUGACUAACUGAACAAAUUGAGGGAAAGUGGACCUGUUUGUCAUUUUGAUCUGUCAAAUUACAAUCUGGCUCAGGGAAAACAUCAGCAAUUGUUGAAAAUAGCAGUGCUCCAGCGAAAAACUACAAUCCACAAGUCAAAAAUUUUAAAAAGAGUUUGCAAAUGCCAAUCGAAGAUCUGUCUAUUCUUACCCAAAGGUUUCCUUUCAGAAAACCAAUUGCAUUGACAGCAUCAUAAGCCAAGUCAAAGAAAGACAUGCUCAGCAUGAGUCCAGUAGCAAAGCCCUACAAAAUGGUCAAAAUGUUCUGUCACGUUAAACUGUGAACUUUGUAGGCAACCAGACUUGUUGUUCUUUGAACGUAGGUCUAUAGUCAUAGCAUCAACCUGUAACAUCCCGAGUGUUUUGUUAUUUGGCGCAUGACUAAUGAUAGCCAAUAGUGCACCUGGUGAAUAGAGCACAAGGAUUAUUAGAAAAGACAGUGGGAAAAAGGGUAGCUACUUAUAGAGGUACGGUAACAUCUUGUAUUGACUGUCAUCUGAUUAUAAAUCCUGAGGUUCUUCAAAUGAAUUUACAACUCCUAUUGUUAUCAUAAUAAAUAACUUGCUUGGUUGAUAUUUUUUACGAGAUUGGUUCUAGGACAAUUCUAUCUAGCAGAUAUAUUGGAUAGUGUAUAUGCAUCAUAUUUGAGCAUAAGUGAAGUGCUAAAAGUUAAAGUUUAACAAGUUCACUCAUUAGUAUUAGUCUGUGACAUGUGUCGGUCGAGACUAGACCAUUAGCCAAGUGGCUGUUCUUUUUUUCCCUAUGCAGUUUUACUUUGUUUUGGGAUCGAGACUGGUCUAUCCGUUCCUUAAUGUAAUUACAUGCAUUUAAUAAUUUAUCUUGAGUGUUUGAGAAACUAUUUGAACAUACUUACAAGUUAGAUUUACAUGCUUACAAGUUUGUGUGUAGACACACACACGAGGCUAAAAUGCAACAAUGUGUAUUUUUUGUACAAAAUGCACCCACCCUACAGUUGCAACCGAGAGACUACAUCGAUUGUAACUAGAAGAAUAGACUAAUUGCAACUAGACUGAACUGAUUGCAACUGGACGCGAAACAGUUGUAACUCAGACCAAACUGGUUGCAACUUAGACCGAUCCAUUGCAACUAGACUUAAACCAGUUGCAACUCAGACCGACUUGGUAACGGAAGGCUUGAGGAGGAAGCGGCUGUGCUGCUGCUGCUGCUGCUGCUAGAAGAAGAGAAGUACUUGCUGGAUGAAUGGGUGUUUGGAUCGAUCGAUCGAUCGAUUCGGGAUGGAGAUGGAUCGAUGUGGGUUUGUAUCCCUUUAUUUAUAUACAUAUAUAAAGGCAACUGAUGAAA